Messenger RNA from Fusarium sp. VM40, 1473 nucleotides. NCBI's taxonomy places the organism in Eukaryota, Fungi, Ascomycota, Sordariomycetes, Hypocreales, Nectriaceae. The record is from the annotation of a GenBank genome assembly.
AUGUCCACUGUUAUCUCGGACAACGGACCUCGGGCUCACAGAGUCCGUCCGGCUGCCAAGGCUGGUAUCGAUAUCAAACUCGACCAGCACUGGACCUCAAAGGCCUACACCUCAGGCUCAAAGGUCACAGGCAAUGUCAUCGUCAACACCCAGCGUGAUGUUGCCUUUGACACCUUUGAGAUCUUCUUCACAGGCACUGCCUACACACGCAUUGACUUUGUCAGCCAAUAUUCCAGCGCCAACUACGCUGCGAGACCAUUCAUGAAGCUCCGCAUGCCCCUGAACCCUUCAGAUUUCCCCAGCACUGGUGUCUUUGAGGCUGGCCGCACAUACACCAUCCCAUUCCACUUUGUUGUUCCCCAUCAGCUCACUCUCAGCGCCUGCAACCACACAGUUGAGCAUGAGGGCAUCAGGGAUCACCAUCUCCAGCUCCCUCCCACUAUGGGUUUCUGGGAGCGCAACGACCAGUCCCCCGACACAGCUCAUAUUGAGUAUGGCGUCCGCGCUGUUGCCACACACAACGCCCCCGUUGAGGGCCGAACUACACCUCUUGAUGGCUUCCACAUGAUCAAGGUUCUCCCCGCAGUCCCCGAGGAUGCUCCUCUCGAGAUCUGUGCCAAGGACGAGCGCUACUGUCUCUCCAAGACAAAGCCCAUCCGCAAGAACCUCUUCUCCGCCAAGCAGGGCGAGCUGACCACCAUGGCUUCUCAGCCCAGUGCUAUCAUGCUCUCUGGAAACUUCCUCAACGCCAGCGGCACCAACUUAAGAGUCAACCUCGAGUUCAAGUCCACUUCCAAGGACGUUACUCCCCCAAAGAUCAAUUCCGUCAGCGCCAAACUUCAAUCGACCACCUUCUUCAGCAGCGCUCCCAUGACCCAGCUACCCAACCUGGGCUCUCGUAUCAAGCAUCAGAGCACCCCUUCUCUCACAUACUCCACCACCACACCCGUCCCCAUGCGCCCUGACACCAAGUUGUUCUGGGAGGACGAGGCUCCUUCUUCACGACGGGAUUCUGGCUACGACAGUGCUUUCUGGAACGAGGGAGAGUCUUCCGAGUCCGAGGAAGCCCAGCGCACCAAGAAGGCUAGCAAGUUCAACGUUCGCCGAUACGCCACUCUCGAUAUCCCAUUCAACCUGCCCACCAGCGCCAGCAAGCUCUUCCUACCAACCUUUUACUCCUGUAUCAGCGCUCGCGCUUAUAUCGUCCACCUAACCCUUUCAGUUGGAUCCAUGAACACCAGCAUCAACCUGGACGUCCCCGUUCAGAUUGCCGUUGAGAACACCUACGACCAGAUCGACGACGACGAGCUCCCUUCCUUCGAUGCCGCCAUCGCAGAGGCCGAGCAAGGCGAUGUUGAUGUUCACAUGGCACCUCUCCUCAUGCGUGAGGCACCAUCCGCCCGAUUCCAGAACCACAACAUUCUCCCCAGUUACGAAGACAUGCGAAUGCGCCACCCAGUGGCAGCUGCAUAA